UCCUAGGUCAUCAACAAAAAAAGCCCUUCUAUUGGUGGCCAGCAGCACUCUGUCUCCUAAUCCGGUACACACAAGUUAUAUAAAAUGGUCAUCCAAUCGCACGCCACUCACAGAAACAACUAGUCCAGAGCUUGGAGGUCUACUUGUGUGGUUCAUCAGUUUCACCUGCAGCAUCAUGAUUGUUAUAGUGGACCUGCUGCUCAUGCUUAUAGACCUCACGUACUCCAUCAUUUCAGCUAUUAUCCAGACUUUUCUGCGGCCGCGACUGAAGUGCAUAGACGGGGAGCUGUGUCUGAUAACAGGGGCCGGGGGCGCCCUGGGUCGCCUGUUCGCCCUGGAGUUCGCCAAAGAGGGGGCCCAUCUGGUGCUGUGGGACUGUAACACGGCUGCCAACGAGCGGACCGCCGAGCUGGCGCGCGAGCUGGGAGUGAAGGUGCACGCGUACACGGUGGACCUGUCCAAGCGUCAUAGCAUCUACCAGGCGGCGGACCUGGUGAGGGCCGAGGUGGGAGAGGUGUCCAUACUAGUGAACAACGCGGGCGUGGUGGCCGGCCGGAGGCUGCUGGACUGUCCGGACGAGCUCCUUGAGAGGACUCUGCUCGUGAACUGCCACGCGCUGUUUUGGAUGACAAAGGCCUUCCUGCCUCAAAUGAAAGCAAAAAACUGCGGCCACAUAGUAACUGUUGCCAGCGCUCUCGGGCUCUUCAGCACUGCAUGUGUGGAGGAUUACUGUGCUAGUAAAUAUGGAGCUGUUGGUUUCCACGAGUCACUGACACAUGAGCUGCUAGCAGAGAACCUGGAUGGUAUCAAAACCACUUUGGUCUGCCCUUAUAUUGUAGACACAGGGAUGUUUGCAGGCUGCGAAAUCAGGAAGGAGAUUCAGACUUUGAUUCCACCUCUGGAGCCUCUCUACACUGUACAGCAGUCUAUGAAAGCCAUUUUAGGUGAACAGCAGAUGAUCUGCAUUCCUCGCCUUAUGUACAUCCCCUUCCUCACACGAGCAUUACUUCCUUGGGAUGCAAAUGUGGCAACCUAUCGCUUCAUGGGAGGUGACAAAUGCAUGCUACCCUUCAUCAAGAAUGUUGAACUGAAGACCUCCAAUGGCCUCAUCAAAUCCUCCUGAAAACUUUUAAUCUUAUUCAUUUCUGGACCUACACGGACACCAAAGGCUAACACUGUAUUUUUACAUGAUUUUGUCAUCUGAAGGGAAAGCCUACACUCUGAAGAGGGACUGUUAAUGGUUGAUGUGUUCCCUCGAAUGUUGUAUUGCACGCAUAUUGUCAUUUUGGAGUUUUAAAUGAUCACAUCUUAAAAACUACAUCUUAUUCAACAGAAUUUCCUCUUAUUGAUUUACCUAUAAACUAGAGGUCAAAAGUCAGAUGCACAAAGCCAGAUAUCUUCAUGUUAAUACCACACAGAGGAAAGAGACUGCAAAGAUAACAGAUCUAUACAAGUGCCUCUUUUUAUUCACAUGGACAAACAGUGCAGAAACAAAGACCAGACAUGAAUAAACCUACAGGAAACAUGCAACAGAAAAAAAGGAUUAAGCAUUAUGUCUGAACCACAGACCUAAUUAUCAUAAAAAGGAAUUCAAACAUACAAAAGAAGCGCUAAAGAAAUCCCUCCCAUGUGAUUCAGAUCUUCCACAAUACUGCCCAAAUGUAGCUCUGCUGCGGUUAUUGAAAUAAACUGAUUGUAUGUACGUUGAUAUCCAAAUCCUUUCUUUGUCUCGCCACACAGCAAACAAAAGGC
Labrus bergylta (ballan wrasse) is the source of this 1752-nucleotide messenger RNA. RefSeq names its product retinol dehydrogenase 10-B. Gene Ontology annotation, cellular component: lipid droplet. The record is from RefSeq and is a predicted model, not a curated record. NCBI's taxonomy places the organism in Eukaryota, Metazoa, Chordata, Actinopteri, Labriformes, Labridae. Gene Ontology annotation, molecular function: oxidoreductase activity, acting on the CH-OH group of donors, NAD or NADP as acceptor.